UGCAUGCACAAAGGGAAAACUGGACGCCAAGUCGCCAACCCAAGUCACGCUUUUACGGUAAACGUGGCACCGCGUUUUCUCUCUCCCCCGAGGCCCUCUCUCUUCGUCGCCGUUUACCAGUAUACGCAUACAGUCUCUCGCCACUGAAACCCCUUUUUUUCUCCAUUUGCAACGCUUUUCCCUUUUUUUUCCUCUCUUCCUCAGCGCACGAAACCCCGAUUUCGAUCAAAACGCUUCGCAAGUAAACAUUCAAAAUCCAAAGAAGAGAAACUAUUCAAAACGCGAAAUCCCAUCAACAACACUGUUUUGAGUUUUCAUUAGAUGGAUUUAACUUGCCAUGAAUCACUUACCACGAUUUUUAGGCCGUAGGAAUGAUAAUAAGAAGCAAGACGGCAUGGGCGUGGAUCCCAAGAAGGCCCGAAUGUCAAAGCCACGUCUCGAGCGCCGCAACGCCGCCAAGCACUUCGAUUACGACGCCGGCUCAUCGUCUUCGUCGUUCGAUGACUACUCCACUUUCUCCUCUCAUGGCAACGGCGUUUCGGUGCUCUACACGCGCUCGAUGGAGUUCUACGAUCACAAGAGCUUCAGAAUCGAAGGCGUCGAGGGCGAGUUCGACCGGAUUUGCCAGAGCCUCGGCCUCUCUGGCCCAGAGGACUUCGCAAUUCCCGCGGCGGCUUGGGAGGCCAUGAAGGUUCGGUCUUCUUCGGAUAUUCUUCCGAGGUUGAAGCUUCGCGACUUGGAUGAAGUCAAGGAGAGUGAAGAGAUUGGGAUGAAGGAAGGUGAAUUUGGGGAUAGUUCCCAACCUAAGGCUCCUAAUCCGGUUACGGUUUCUGAUCAAUGUGUUCAAGAGAUUGCUUGCAGAAGUUGCUUCACUCUCGGUGGUUGCGUUGGCGGAGAUGAUGGAGUUGAAGUUGGGGAUAAUUGUGAGGAUAGCGUUCCGGUCUGGGCUUCUGAUGAAUCUGUAAAAGACGGCGGUGAUCGCGGAAACUACAACAGUACUGUAACUGCUGAUACUGGCUGCAGCAGUGGCAGUGGCGGAGGUAUCAAGGGCUUUCGGCCCCCUAUGCUGAAACCAGCGCCGGGGAGUAGGGUUUCGGUUGUGGACAACGCGUCCUCCACAUGGGACCUGUUGAGGGAUUUUCCUUCACCUUGUGAAGGGAAGGAGAAUUUCGUGGAAUUCAGUGAUUCAGAUGAUGAUCAUCGAGGAUUGCAUGGUGAAUUAGAGAAUAGAGAAAAAGAGGAAGAGGAAGAGGAAGAGGAAGGAGGUAGAGGGGGUGAUGGGAAGAGAGAAGAAGAAGAGAAUUCAUUGAGAUUCGCAGAGAUUGUUGCGGAGCUUACUGGGUCAUGUUCUUUCACAACUUCGAAUGGAGAUGAUUCUUCUAGCACUACCACGGAUCCUAGGUCCAAUAAUAUAUCUCCUAAUGGAAGAUUUAAGCGUAUUAUUACCCACUGGCAGAAGGGUGAUCUUUUGGGUCGCGGUUCCUUUGGGUCUGUCUACGAAGGAAUUGCAGGGGAUGGGUUCUUCUUUGCUGUAAAAGAAGUUUCACUGCUUGAUCAAGGGAAUCAGGGAAAGCAAAGUGUCUAUCAAUUGGAACAGGAGAUUGUACUUUUGAGUCAAUUUCAACAUGAGAAUAUAGUUCAAUACUAUGGUACAGAAAUGGAUGACUCAAAGCUGUAUAUCUUUCUUGAGCUCGUAACCAAAGGUUCUCUUGCAAGCCUCUACCAUAGGUAUACCCUUCGAGAUUCCCAAGUAUCUGCAUAUACUAGACAGAUUCUGCACGGCCUAAAGUAUCUUCAUGAUAGAAAUGUCAUCCACAGGGAUAUUAAAUGUGCAAAUAUUUUGGUGGAUGCAAAUGGAUCUGUCAAGCUUGCCGAUUUUGGAUUGGCAAAGGCAACCAAAUUGAAUGAUGUUAAAUCAAUGAAGGGAACAGCAUUUUGGAUGGCCCCAGAGGUUGUGAAAGGAAAAGCCCGAGGUUAUGGGCUUCCAGCUGAUAUAUGGAGUUUGGGGUGCACUGUGUUGGAGAUGUUGACGGGGAAAAUCCCAUAUUCUCACUUGGAAUGCAUGCAGGCACUGUUUAGAAUUGGAAAAGGUGAACCACCUCCGGUACCUGAUUCUCUUUCAAGAGAUGCAAAUGAUUUCAUCCUGCAGUGCCUAAAAGUGAAUCCAGAUGAUCGUCCCACGGCUACUCAACUCUUAACACAUUCAUUUGUCCAACGGCCACUUUCUCAGUCAUCUGGCUCUGCAUCUCCUUUCAUUCCUAGAAGACGGGGUUAAACCUGUGAUGUCCAACUAUGAAAAAUACUGAAGAUCCGUCCUCCAUUGGAUUUUAAAUAUCUCCAAUGUUCAGUCUUCAUGUUGCUGGAGUUGGUGUAGGAUGCAUUGUAGUAGAAACUGUUGAUCGGUUGUGCUGUUCAGAGUUUGUUUACUUGUAACAUUAACCAUUAUUUUAAGCACCCUUAUGGAUCUAACCUUCAUAUAGCUCUCCAGAGAAAUAUCAAUUUGCGUAUCAUUAUUUGAGAAUUAUGCUCCACAUGUGUGUAACUAAUUAAUCGAUGAUCAUUUAUAUAUGUCGAGCCGUACCCAGGUUUUCCUAUUUUUUAGUUAACAGGUGCGAGAGCUUGAAGGCUAAACUUCUGGGAGGUGGGAAUAAUUUGUAAAAGUGUUGACCAAUUAUUUGUACAUAGUCAUUACCUUCCAUUAACGAGCUUUUCUAUAAUGUAUACAUAUAAAUUCUCAAUAUUGUUCUAAUUCUCAACAUAUUGUAUGCAGUUGUUUCUUCUCUUCUAUCUUAGCUUCUCUAAUGCUUAUUUAUGUAAUUGCUGAUUAUUAUAGCUGGUAUUUAAUAGCAUGAACUGAGUGGUGGAUGGUGUGGAAGAUUUAAAUAUCAACCAAUCGUGAUAUUUGUAUCUCACGGAGCAGAAUACUUGUAUCAUGAUAUUCCUUAGUUUAUUAAUUAGGUAAUUGAUGUUUGUCUCUCACACCAUAGUUUAUAAAUUGUGAACUAUUAUUGAUGGUGACAC
This is a messenger RNA of Arachis stenosperma, 3021 nucleotides long. Its product is annotated as mitogen-activated protein kinase kinase kinase 1-like. Gene Ontology annotation, molecular function: protein kinase activity; ATP binding. Gene Ontology annotation, biological process: protein phosphorylation. The transcript is spliced from 9 exons. The record is from RefSeq and is a predicted model, not a curated record. Lineage: Eukaryota; Viridiplantae; Streptophyta; Magnoliopsida; Fabales; Fabaceae. The coding region runs from base 338 to 2275 and encodes 645 amino acids.